UUCAAAUCAUAUUUCUACCUUCAGGGUCACGGUUUAUACAGUCAUUUUGAUGAAUACAGACAUUCUAUCUCCAGCCACUUUUUAUGAUCUCCCUGAUGAAUUGAUCCUUCGAGUUUUUACUUAUUUACCACAAAUUGACCUGAUAAAAUGUAUUUCAAGGUAAGUUUUACAUUCCAACGUAUUUUCAGAGUUAACAAAAAGUUACACGUAUUAUCUCGAAGUUCAUACUUGUGGAAACACUUAGACUUCCGCAAUUAUGAGGUAGAACCGAAAGAUUUGCGUCAUUUUUCAAAACAGAAACUGGUUGGACGACAAACUUGUAGCGUUAAGAUUGAAUUUAAUCCGAGAUCCAAAAACAUUGAAGCAGGAUUGGCACCAGUGUUUAAAAUUUGUGGUGUUUUGACUCAUGUAUUGAUUCGAGGAGGAAGUAUUAAUAACUUUCAAAAUUUUAUCAGAUUAUUUUCUGAUUAUCUUGAAAAACUUGAAUUAAUUGAAAUUGUUGCUAAAAACAGGUUAGUUGAUCCUGAAUCUCUGCCCAGUGUUCCAAGAUUUUCGUUAAAGUAUCUCAAGUUAUCUGAUAGUAGCUGGCUAUAUGACGUACACUUAUCGGCACUGAUUGGUUUAAAUGCUUCAAAAACUCUGAAAUACCUAAAUGUAUCGAAGUGUUAUCGUUUAUUUCUUGGUCCUCCAGCAUCCUGUCCACUGAACAUGCGUUUUGAAAAGAUGUCAGCCUUUCUUAAACAGACUUGCCCGCACCUCGAAGAGUUGGACUUAUCUUCAGUUUUUAUGUCACAUAACAUCCAAGUGCCUGUAACAACAGCAUUGUUAAGUAUGAUACCUGAUACUCUUCCUUACCUCCAUACUUUGAAUCUGUCAGAAAAUCCUAUGAUUACUUCGUCUCUUUUAAAUCAGUUAUACGAAAGUCAAAAUCUAAGCUCAGCACUUCAAAGCUUCAUUACCUCGUUUUUUAAUAAAAUUCAUAAAUAUAAAGUUUUUUUGUAUAUAUAUGACUGGCCACAUAAAUUAACUAUGAGUUUAUUUUCUGCAUGUGCUCUUACUGUACCUGAUGGCAGUACAGUAUAUUUGUAUGUUAAUGAUGCUCCUAAAUGUAUAGAAGAAAAUUCGAAAUGUAAACUUAUAUCUUCAGUAACAAAUGACCUUUGUUUUGGCUAAACGAUCCUUGUAUAUAUUCUGUUUAUAUGAUUUAUAUAGAUAUAUAUGGUCGAUAUUUGUGCGGUUUCACUAUCUAACUAUUCUUUAUUUGCUCUGCACAAGUGAACUCAUUUAACAGUAGAUGGUGACACAAAGUUAUAACUCUAUAAAUAAACUUGCAUGUAACGAC
Schistosoma mattheei is the source of this 1342-nucleotide messenger RNA. The record is from the annotation of a GenBank genome assembly. NCBI's taxonomy places the organism in Eukaryota, Metazoa, Platyhelminthes, Trematoda, Strigeidida, Schistosomatidae.